This is a messenger RNA of Lactuca virosa, 1182 nucleotides long. Lineage: Eukaryota; Viridiplantae; Streptophyta; Magnoliopsida; Asterales; Asteraceae. The record is from the annotation of a GenBank genome assembly.
AUGUAUGUCGAGAACAGAAUGCUGAGAAUGCCGGAGACAGAGAUGAGUUGGAGGUGCAAAAUGCCGACGACGGGGAUGAGCUGUUGCGAGCCUAGCAUUAUAGGUGUCUGGUGUAAGAAUGAUAUGAAAAUGACAUUACAUGCUAGUAAGUUGUACUGUUUUUGCAAAUUAAAGAGUGUCAUCAACACGGCACAAAAGCUCGAUGAAAUGAUGUUCAGAACAACAACGGCAGCUCUGUUUCACCCCACAACAACGGCAGCUCUGUUUCACCCCACCGCGAAGCUGUACUCUUUACCCCUCAAGGCUUUCGUCUCACACUCGCUUCACAAACCCCAACGGUUAAUAAAUCGACAAAGAUACCCUCAAGCUGAUAGAACAAUCUUAUCCAUCAACACACCUCGUUCUCUAUCAUGUACAACAGUUCCCCAAAUUUCUAACGACAUGACUUCUGAUUUGGACAGCAGUUACUUAUCUUGCUCAAUGACCAAUAACAAGCACCCUCUCAAAAUUACGGUUCUUCACGGUGGUGGCGUUGAUAGCAGUGUCGCACUUCGCCUCCUCCACGCAGAAGAUUUCCAGAACUUUUGGUCUGAAUGUCCAUGGGAAGAGGAUUUGACGUACGCAAAAGCUGUUUGCAAUCAGGUUGAUGUAGCACUGGAAGUUGUACAUAUGACAGAUGAAUAUUGGGACAAAGUGGUUUCUUACAUUAUUGAUGAGUAUAAAUGUGGGUGUACACAUAACCCUGAUGUUCUUUGCAAUACAAGAAUCAAAUUUGGUGCAUUCAUGGAUGUCAUCAGUAACAUGGAUUUUGAGUUUGUUGCUUCCGGACAUAAUGCAAAAGUUAUUCACCCCCUUACAGAUGAAACCAAUGAGCUUUCAUUUCUUCAGCUGUCAAAGGAUAUGGUUCGACAUGGCCUGCUUUUCUAUGAUUGCAGUUUGCAUAUAGAAGAAAAAGAUGGUAUUGGUACUGUCCAAUUACCUGAAGAUGAUCAGGGUCUCGCAACCGGCCAAUUUGCAGCUUUUUAUCAACAAGAUCUUUGUGUGGGGUCAGGGGUAAUUUUGGAAUCAUGGGAUGAUGCUAAGGGGUUUCCUGUUUCUGUUUCUGAGAAGGCUCGUCAUAUUGCAAAAAUGGAAGAUAAAUCUAAGCUUGGUAAAUGUUGGAUAGAGUGUCUAAGUCCAUAA